Molecule: messenger RNA, 2277 nt
Organism: Solanum dulcamara
Lineage: Eukaryota; Viridiplantae; Streptophyta; Magnoliopsida; Solanales; Solanaceae
Product: protein RADIALIS-like 6
Exons: 2
Coding region: 1341-1613 (90 amino acids)
Molecular function (GO): DNA-binding transcription factor activity
Source: RefSeq, a predicted model, not a curated record
CCGCCGAAGGGGUCAAUAAAAAACCCUUGCACCUAUGUGGCUCCGCCCCUAGAUACACCCAUGUAGAAGGUAUUCCAAAUAGAAGGGAUUCUUAAACAUCAGAUACUUUGUUGCACAACUGCAUAGAUUCCUACUGUAGUUUUUUUGCUAGAAUAUAAACUGCAAGAUUUGACAAAUGGUGUCCCUCCACCUCAUCUCAAUAUGAUGUAAACUGGAAAAACUGUUGUGGAGAAGUUAAAAGAUCAGUUUCUCCUUUUAAAGCACGAGGCAGAAACUAACAUAGCAAGAAACAGAAGAGGCAAUACAUAUUGAAAAUAUCUGUCCUGCUUCUCUAUGAGAGUGCUUAAAAUGCACCAAUUAUUCUGGAAACUGAAUUAGCAGCUACAAAUCAUGAUGACCAACUUUCAAGUCGUCCAUCUGGACAUAUCGAUGGUUGGUACUGGUUUUGAAAAGAGCUUUAGGGUCAAAGACUAGUCAGUUACAUGCUAGUUGAUUUCAUUAGUAACUUGUUAGUUACAUGAUAUAACACACUUCAAUAACAGUAUAGGAGUAGAAGAGAAAAUAAGUACAUAAAAAACACAUAAGUUAGCUAGUGAAGAAGGUACCGACGUUUUACACCAUGAUGACCAUGAUGGUACCUACUCCUUAUCUUAAAAAGCAAAAGCAGGGAAAUUCUUAAGAAUAUAAGCACAUGGUGACUCCAUUUGUAGAGAAUAUUUUUGAUACAGUUACAGGCAAUCUAAUAGUUAAAACCAUCCAAAUGUAAGAUGCUUAGUUCAAUGCACAGAUUGUCAAAAAAUUGACCAGCAGUAACAAUUGAAGGGUGACAAAAGGUUUUCCAAUUGAUGCAGAAUUUAAGCAACAUUUUGCAACCUAGAAGAUGGAAACAUAUCUUGGUAGUUGUUUAUCGGCCUAAAAUACUAUAGCAUUGGCGCGUCCAUCUUAGCCAUAGAAUUGGAAUUAGGGGAUCUAAUCUCUUCCAGCUAGGUGAAUUACCUAUCUGAUCCACUUGCUGAUGAUAAUACUUUUAAAAAAAAAAUCAACCAAAAGUCUGGUCACAAAUACUAUUUUCUUAUUCUCCCUCCACCUAUUCUCAUUAGCAUUAUUUCAAGAAUCAUGUAUUGUACCUCUCCAAAAAGAAACGCAAAAAUAUUCGCCAACUUGCCACCUUCUCCAGCUUAUAAGGAUCUAGCUUAGCAUUAUCUUGCCCAUACCAUUCACUUAAGCACUUGGCUUUAGGUGAGGUAGCUCUGCACUUCUCCCCAGAGCUUCUUCUCCUUUUUCAGCUUUAGAAUCCUCUCUACAGCUUGUUCAAUUAAUCAAUCAAGUACUAAUCUUUAAUGGCCUCAUGGACUGCAAGGCAAAACAAGAAGUUCGAAGAUGCUUUGGCUUUAUAUGACAGGGAGACUCCUGAUCGCUGGCAUAACAUUGCCAGAUGUGUAGGAGGAAAAUCAGCAGCAGAAGUGAGGAGGCAUUACGAAGUGCUUGUGAAGGAUAUCAUGCAAAUAGAAAAUGGCCAAGUACCUUUACCCAAUUACAAAGCCGCAGCUGAGAGCAAUAGCAGAAGUUAUGCCAAUGAACAUAGGCUUCUGAAGAACCUGAAGCUACAGUGAGAACAAAUUUCGCAGCCAUGCUCAAUAACAUCACAAGUUCUCCGUUAUAUGCCAAAUGCAAAAGCAUAAAUUGUGAAUUCAUGUUAAGUUUUUGAAGUACGAAAAAUGUAUGACUGUUAUUGUCCAUCUGUAUCCAUUUAAUGUCUGUCUUACUGUGUAAUGUUUCUCAAAAGCAUAAUAUAUAGAUAUAAUAUCUACUUCACUUCCACAUUAGUUUAAUAUGUUCAUAAAAUAAAAACCAAAAUUACAUGCUUCAUAGUCGUCUGAAUUCAACAGAUCGCAAUUCUCAAAUCAUUUGAGUUUUUCUUUUCAGUUUCAUGUAGAGUUUACCUUGUCCCUAACAUCCUACUCUCAAAAUGAAAAAGUUUAAAGAAAUAGUCACUAAAUGCAUCGACAAUGAUCUCUAUUGUCGACCCGGUUACUUUAUGCAUUAAACAAGAUAAGCUUUUUCUAAUCCCCUUGAACCUUUACCUUCUGGGCAUCAAGCAACAACAUAAUAAGUCAAUUAAAGGAACUUUCUCAGUAUCUUUUUCUUCCUUUCCUUUCAGGUUCAAUUUGGUACAAAAGAAUCUAAACACUCAGUACAAAGACAAACUUAUAAAUAUAUAUAUAUAUAUAUUCUAAACUCUUAGCAUAAAUAUUAGUUUAAGUUAUCAUCACAGGU